Messenger RNA from Coregonus clupeaformis (lake whitefish), 2619 nucleotides. Its product is annotated as elongation of very long chain fatty acids protein 7-like. Lineage: Eukaryota; Metazoa; Chordata; Actinopteri; Salmoniformes; Salmonidae. The record is from RefSeq and is a predicted model, not a curated record. Bases 136 to 1080 code for a protein of 314 amino acids. Gene Ontology annotation, cellular component: endoplasmic reticulum; endoplasmic reticulum membrane. Gene Ontology annotation, biological process: fatty acid elongation, monounsaturated fatty acid; sphingolipid biosynthetic process; fatty acid elongation, saturated fatty acid. The transcript is spliced from 8 exons. Gene Ontology annotation, molecular function: fatty acid elongase activity.
UUACACAGUAGGGAGGAGACUAUGGGACUCCCUGCAAAUUGUUAAAUAGAGUUUUACACCCCUUUCGUCAAAUGCUCACAGCUACUCCACAGACGAGGCACUGGAGGAGAAGUAACGUAGGACGGGGGUAUUAGGAUGCUCUCACAAUAUUGGAGGACGGCUACAGGAGCUCAGGGUGACAUGGAGUUCAGGGAUCUAACGGCCAGGGCCGGACUCUGGUAUGAAAACUUCAUGAAGAAUGCAGACCCCAGGACAGAAGACUGGUUUCUCAUGUCAUCGCCGCUCCCCCAGACCAUAAUAAUUGUGGCAUACAUCUACUUUGUGAUGCGGCUGGGGCCCAGACUCAUGGAGAACCGCAAGGCCUUCCACCUCAAAGAAGUUCUCAUUAUCUACAACUUCAGCGUGGUCACCUUGUCCCUCUACAUGUGCUAUGAGUAUGUGAUGUCGGGUUGGGGGACGGGCUACACGUUCCACUGUGACCUAGUGGACUACUCGGAAUCGCCGCAGGCAGUGAGGAUGGCUGGGACGUGUUGGCUGUACUACUUCUCAAAGUUCAUAGAGAUGUUGGACACAAUCUUCUUUGUUCUGAGGAAGAAGAACAGUCAGAUUACGUUCCUCCAUGUCUACCAUCACUCUAUCAUGCCCUUUACCUGGUGGUUUGGGGUCCGGUUCGCUGCAGGUGGCCAGGGGACGUUCCAUGCCCUGUUGAACUGUGUGGUCCAUGUCAUCAUGUACUCCUACUACGGCCUGUCUGCCCUGGGCCCCGCCUACCAGAAGUACCUCUGGUGGAAGAAGUACCUCACCACUAUUCAGCUGAUCCAGUUUGUGAUCGUUACCACCCACAUCUGGCAGUACUUCUUCAUGAAGGACUGUCCCUACCAGUUCCCAGUCUUCAUCUAUAUCAUUGGCCUCUACGGCCUGGUCUUCCUCCUCCUCUUCCUCAACUUCUGGUACCAUGCCUACACCAAGGGCAAGAGGCUGCCCAAGGUCUUUCAGGCCAAAACCUGGGCCCACCCCUACAACAAAACCAACGGUGAAAUAACCAACGGGAAUGGUUUCCACUAUGACAAGGAUAAGUGACAGGUGGUCAAUCAGGCUCAGGAUCAAGGGUCAAUCACAUUUGAAUAUGAGCCUAUUCAGGAACUGAAAUUAGACAUGGAAUUUAGAGUACUGGGGUGUAUUCUCUAGGAACCAUACCGAACCAAACGGAACUGGUAGGGACCUACCUGAAUUUGUCCAAUAGAAACUGCCAUUUUCCAUUUGGAGUACACGGUUUUCAUUGCAAAAUGUUUUUGACUAAUGAUUACAUCCCAGGUUAGGUAUGAAGGAGUUUUGUUUUCCAAUAUAAAAGUCAGUGCACUAUUGAAUUCAAAGAGAAUUGACCCCAACCCUCUGAUCUUUUCCUUUCUCUCUGCUACAGCAAUCUCUCAAAGUUAUGACCCAAAGCUCUACUGUACUUUUUGUAUUACGAUAUUUUACAUUUUUAUACCUGUGCUUUUCUUUCCUGUUCAGGGUGAAAGCACAAGUUUUUAGUUUAAAAAAUAAAAUAAACAGAUUGUUGAUAUUAGACGUGUGUUAGGUUAGCCAAUGGUGGGGCAGUUCAGUAGCUUUGUCCCACCAGCCCAAAUGAUCUCUGCUGUUUACAGUUGGUGCUGAACCUCUAGCUUUGGCUGUAGAAUUCAGCUUUAUGUGACCUUGCUUUCAGCUGGUUUCUAUAUUUCAAUACCUGUACUUUUUAUAAUUUUAAUACAUUGUCUGCAUUUAAUUGUAAACAUUUUAUAUAUUCUGCUACUAAAAGUCUUGCAGGAUUUUGUCUGUCCGAGUACGUGAGCCAUCUCCCAUAGUUAGGGCCUGAAGUAUUUCCUGGGUCUGGUCACAUGGCUGGGAAAAACUCAGGGCCCUACCCAUAGUACACCUGUAAUGGUGGAAGGAUACAGGAUAACCAUUUUGCCAGUAAGAACUGAUGUUUACAUGUAUACUGAGUGGAGUGUAUUGGUGUUGACCCCCCUCUUUCGUAAAUGCCGCAUCCAUUUCUCUCUGGUUUGAGUCACAGCCUCUACUGGUGCUGAGAAACUUUGGAAGCCAACCUGCUCCUACUGUUAAAGAGCUGUAGGCCUACUUUAAUCUCUUAAAUCUGUCUGUAUUAUGUCCAACAGAAGUGACGGUGUGACAUUGAAGCCAGAGAGGAAAGGGAGCAGUGUGGCACUGUUCUUGGAGGAACCAGAGCAGAGUGCACAUUUCACUUUAGCUCUGUCACAAGCAUGGCAUGAGCCAUUUUAAAAACGAUAGCCAUCGUUUACCACUGCAUGCAUAUUAAUUUUAUAUCCACUCUUACUAAUUGAGUUCAGUCCUUAUGCCAUGCUCAUGACAGUUUGGUGUUCGCCUCAGAGCACUGCUCCACUGGUGAUUUGGACAACAUUAGCCUAGUGUAGGAUGGGCCUCCACAGGUGUACUAAAACCCCAGUGCCUUCGGUGCAGGCUGAGUCCAAUAAGCAACAGCGAUCUAGCAUGUAUUUGCUGAUGUUAGCGCUAGUGUGAGCGUGUUAUCACAUGGGUUACUGUUCAGUGCCUUUGUCUAAGCCCCUCCAUGGUGUAAGUGUCCUCCAGACAUGCCACUAA